AGCAAUAGUAGAAGAAGAAAAUACCGGAAGCUUUAGAGCUUUACCGAGUGACCCAGUUAGCUGUUCAGAUUAACAGUGAAUAAUUUUAUUGGCAAACAAUUCGUUUGGGUAUAAUAUUUUUGAAGAUGUCUUUUUUGAAAUGUCUUUUUUAUGAAGUCGCAUUUCGGGAGUGAAACGAAUUUUGAAACAAGGAUUUGCCAGGCAAAAUGGGCAUGUCGAUGUUGCCAUUUUUAUAAAAUACGCUAGCUAAUGUAAAAUUGAAUAAUCAAACCUUAUUUUAGUCGAUAUGAAUAAUAAUUAAAAACAGGUUUGACUUGCUCAUAUAAGCACGCCUUGUUAAGUUUUGUUCGCCGGUCGAUUAAUAAUCACUCAAUUAAAGUGCUCAAAGGAUACUACGAUUCUUCAAUUCCUUUUGAUGUUCGGUGUCUCGGAUAAGAUCCGAUCAGUCCCAUGUCUGCUGAGGCGUCAGUCGGCAGUCAUGCUGCAAACUCUGCCGAGUCUGCUGAUUCCCAACCUGUUUUCCAAAGCACUGUUGAAGACAGACAUCGCGGUCUGUUGGGAAGCAAAUAUGUCAAGUUAAAUGUGGGCGGUUCGCUGCAUUAUACAACCGUCCAGACAUUGACCAAGGAGGAAAGUCUACUGGAGAGCAUUUGUAAUGGAGGAACCGAAGUAAACAUAGAUUCAGAUGGUUGGGUGAUUUUAGACCGAAGUGGUCGGCAUUUUGGGCUCGUUUUGAACUUCUUGCGAGAUGGCUCAGUACCGCUCCCUGAGGACCACAGGGAACUUGAUGAGAUCCUGAAAGAGGCCCAGUACUACAGGGUCCAGGGUCUUAUCCAACACUGCAUCACUGCGAUGCAGAAACAAAAGGACAUAUUUGAAAGUGUCUGUCGCAUCCCAAUGAUCACAUCAGCCAAAGAAGAGCAGAAGAUGAUUGCAACCUGCAGAAAGCCAGUUGUAAAGUUGCAGAACAACAGGGGAAAUAACAAGUACUCAUAUACCAGCAAUUCAGACGACAACCUGCUGAAAAACAUCGAACUAUUUGACAAACUUGUGCUUCGCUUCAAUGGCCGGGUGCUGUUCGUCAAAGACGUGCUGGGUGACGAGAUUUGUUGCUGGUCUUUUUAUGGCGAAGGUCGUAAGAUCGCCGAAGUAUGCUGCACGUCCAUCGUCUACGCCACAGAAAAGAAGCAGACCAAAGUUGAAUUUCCAGAGGCUCGAAUUUUUGAAGAAACCCUCAAUAUCCUCAUUUAUGAGAAUGGCAGAAGAUCCGGUCCGGGAGGCUUACACCUAUUAGAUUCUAGAGGGUCAGGUUCUUCAGUGGGCACCGGGCAGUCAGAAGAAGAGGGCGCAGUGGGUGACAGGCGAGUGAGGCGAAUUCACGUCAGGAGGCACAUAAUGCAUGACGAAAGAGGGCACGGCCAACAAACUGUAUACAAGGAUUAACAGAUUGAAGACACAAAGGCACGUUGCAACGACCUGAUCGAUGAAAUGAUGGCAAUAUCUCCACUGUCAAUAGUACUAUUAUACAGCCCAAGUUAAGGUGUAACCGGAGAGAUGGUGCAGAUGUUUACAUGUUUGAUAAUUGGGUACAGCAUUCAAAUAGGAAAAAAACCCGGGACAUAAAACUGGCAUAAAUAUGUCAUCAUUAUUCCUUUCCACCUUAAAUGUGGGUGUUGAUGUUAUGUAGUGUUGCACCGAUACCAUUUUUUGACUCCCGACACAGAUUUAUAAACUUUGUGGCUGAUACUGUACUGAUCACAGCUUUUUCGGGGGGGGGGGGGGGGGG
Messenger RNA from Corythoichthys intestinalis (scribbled pipefish), 1786 nucleotides. RefSeq names its product potassium channel tetramerization domain containing 13 (gene kctd13). The transcript is spliced from 7 exons. Gene Ontology annotation, cellular component: Cul3-RING ubiquitin ligase complex. NCBI's taxonomy places the organism in Eukaryota, Metazoa, Chordata, Actinopteri, Syngnathiformes, Syngnathidae. The coding region runs from base 451 to 1443 and encodes 330 amino acids. The record is from RefSeq and is a predicted model, not a curated record. Gene Ontology annotation, biological process: proteasome-mediated ubiquitin-dependent protein catabolic process; protein ubiquitination; negative regulation of Rho protein signal transduction. Gene Ontology annotation, molecular function: ubiquitin-protein transferase activity; protein binding.